AUGUUGCUGAUUGCUGCUGGUAUAACACAUGCAGAUAUCAGUGAUCGGCCGAUAACAAUCAGACUACCCCCACAGAAUCGUAAACCAAAUUUUAUGAAGGAAAUGGUACCACCGCGUUCUAUACAGUCACCAUUAGCACCGACUGCAUCGGCUAACCGUUCUCAAAGGCCGCAUUUAGGAAAUCGCCCUUCAUUGACUCCUGCUGCCCAACUUCCCGUUAUACCCUCGGCAAGUUUAUGUCCAAUCUACAAAAUACUUUUAAAAUCAACAGCUGCGGAGCAACAGUUUGUACCGCGUCCUGUAACAACCCCACCACCGCCACCUCCAAUAAACAUACCGCCAGAUGUACAAAACCAGCUUAUCAAAUUUUUCGGUCUCGACAGUUUUGGCAUACCCGGUCUCACGGGUAAUCAUCCAGAUGGUUUUGCAGGCGCUAUUCAGGAAUUGAGGGCUGCAGGAAUACCUGUUCAAGGCUUACCACUGGAACAUAUUUCUGGAAAUCUGCCAUCUUCAACUUUGCAGAAUGAUAUACUGUCACAAGCAAAUCCAGCAUUUGGAAAUCAGUUGAAUCAGUUGUACAACGAAGCAACAGGUCCCACACAUUAUCGCGGCGCAGGUAGUAUGCCUUUACCUGAAGCUACUCCUGGGGAGAAUGGCCUCAUUGGUUUAUUGUCAAGUUCAAUAAGGAAGCUAGUUCAAGAUACUGGUGUAGCUGAUGCAUUGUCGCAAGGCAUUCCUAGUGUUUUGGGAACAAGUGGUUCCAGUGAUACAUCGGUCGCAUACUCAACCGAUGCUGAAGCUGAAGCUGCAGCACAGAGUGCCUCCCGUUCCGGAAUUCGUCGGCAACAGAAUGCAGCGCAACGAGUACUUUCUGGAGUAGCGGCAGCACUUGGAGCUGGUGGUGGACGUGGACCAGCUCAUGCGGGAUUGCCACGAAUACCUGGUUUCCCACUGCUACCGGGUGGCAUACCUCGUAAUGAACAGGGUCAAAUAGAUGUUGUCCAGCUUAUUGGUUCAAUAACACGUCGUAUUUCGAAUGGAACGACGUUGGCUGAUGUGAUACCACCUGAGCAGUUGCAGACUCUUGCUGAUAACGUGACUGAUGCACUGUUACCGCCAACACCGGAAGAUUUCGACUUGCACAAAUUUAUGGGGAGGUGGUUUGAAGGUAUCAACAGUCCUCGUGCUACUGAACAACGCUGUGUUGUACAUCAUUAUGGCGGCUUAACAAAGAACGAUAAGACGGCUACUUUCACAGCAUUGAAAAUUUACCGUGAGGGGAGUGAAUUCGGUCCCGUACGUUAUUCAAUCGGUUAUGCUUUUCGAGGAGGUAAUAAAGAUGCCAUGUUGCAGCUACACAGCUCGGAAACUCCUGAUGCACAACCAUUUUGGAUUUACAAGUUGGGUCCGGAAGGAACAGAUCCAUUUGGUAAUCCACAAUAUGAAUGGGCAGUGGUAUCAAAUUGGGUGAAAUAUCCAGUAACAGUGUUAGUCCGAGAUCCGGAUAAAUUUAAAGCGAAAUAUGAACAAGAAGUGCUGCGAUGGUUAGAAGAUCAAGGUUUUAUUAAUGGCUUCAUUAGGGCAUUUAAUAUGCUACAGCCAGCUAGCUAUAGCUCUUGUCAGUAUGCCGACAGUACUUUCGAAGUAUUUGGACCUAGUAAACGUUUGACUUGA
Messenger RNA from Acanthocheilonema viteae, 1674 nucleotides. The record is from the annotation of a GenBank genome assembly. Lineage: Eukaryota; Metazoa; Nematoda; Chromadorea; Rhabditida; Onchocercidae.